This is a messenger RNA of Symbiodinium pilosum, 762 nucleotides long. Lineage: Eukaryota; Dinophyceae; Suessiales; Symbiodiniaceae. The record is from the annotation of a GenBank genome assembly.
AUGACAAAGAACGAGCUGAUCGAAGCAGCCCGGGCCCUGAACAUCACGGUGCACACGUCCUGGAGCCGGGACGAGAUCCGCACCCUGGUGCUGGAGAAGCGCAAGGAGAUCACGGGGACCUCCCAGAUCCCCAAGGGGUUGGCAAGCAUGACCAAGGCCGAUCUGGAAAAGAAGAUGGACGAGUUGAAGAUCCCUGUUCCGCCGGCGGCCACAAAAGGCCAUAUGAUGCGGCUGACAAGAGAUACAACAGCGGACUUGUCGGAGCAGGUUUGCACGUUCGGACGGCAUCGGGGGCUCAUGUUCAAAGAGAUCCCCGAAAGCUAUCUCCUGUGGAGUGUCAAAGGAGUCCAGGCCAAGAGGAGCGGGUCAAGCGAGGAACUUCGCCAGCUGGCGAACUACGCGGAGCGCCGCAUGGAGAAGAGCCACAAGAUGCAGCACUACGACCCGGAGGAGAAUGCGGCCAUCCCCUACAGCCCGGACCCGAACGACUUAGUCUCAGUGGCCCCGUCGGCAGCGAUGUCAUCGACCGGGACGUGGUCCAUGGUCCCGCCGGCAGCGAACGAGUCUCCAGAGAAACGUUCCCUGGGCAAGACGAACCGCGGGAAGGGAUAUGUCCCCCCCAAGAUCGACUCGCUGAAGAGGGCCAGCGACAAGGAGGCGGGCCAGACCAAGAUGGAGCAGGACAUACCCGAGGAGGUGAAGGCCGAGUUUGCCGCUCUGAGCACCAGGUUGGCCAGUCUCAAGGACAAGUACGGCGUGUAG